Messenger RNA from Phodopus roborovskii (desert hamster), 15792 nucleotides. RefSeq names its product zonadhesin (gene Zan). Bases 355 to 15792 code for a protein of 5145 amino acids. The record is from RefSeq and is a predicted model, not a curated record. Gene Ontology annotation, molecular function: protein binding. The transcript has 89 exons. Gene Ontology annotation, cellular component: membrane. Lineage: Eukaryota; Metazoa; Chordata; Mammalia; Rodentia; Cricetidae.
UUUCCUGGCAUCUUGCAUUUCUUCCUUCGAUUUUCUCUCCCUCAUUAUUUCCAGCUGUUCACUUGGCUCUCAGCAGCAUCUGCCACUGUCCCCAGUUGUAGAAUGUUAGGUUUGAAUGAUUUUUCCAUCAGAAUUCUGCAGCUAGUGUUCUGCUGCGUUUAGAAUCUAUGGUUGCUACCAAGGAGACGGAAGCCAUGAGGAUCCCUGGUCCUUAGGACUUCUUGAAUGCUGUGAUUUUUUUUUAAUGGCCUCUUCAGAAGGGUGACAAGAGAGGAGGGCCAGGUGUUUAUAAAGUGGCCUGGGACCCUCACUGUAAUCUUCCUCUCUACCUGAGGGCCACCUCCGAGGUCCCCUAUGGCUCCUCCAGUUUGGACUCUGGUGCUGCUGGUGGGGGCUGCCUGGGGCCAGGACCAAAUGGCUGCCCUUGUGCGACAGACCUCUCCGGACCGGAAAUCGAUGGUGCACACUUCGAGGGAGAAUUCCAUUCUCUCGAGCUGUGACUUUGAAGAUAAUACCAGACCUUUCUGCGAUUGGUCUCAAAUGUCUGCAGAUGAUGGGGACUGGGUUCGAACUAUUGGGCCCUCCUCUUCUGGCACUUCUGGCCCCCCAGGGGGCUACCCUAAUGGAGAGGGUUACUACCUGCACAUGGAUGCCAGAAACUUCCCUCGGGGCGGAGUGGCACGCCUGCGUAGCCCCGACAUAUGGGAGCAAGGCCCACUCUGCAUCCAUUUUGCCUACCACAUGUUUGGGCUGUCAUGGGGUGCCCAGCUCAGACUGCUGCUGCUCAGGGGCCGGAAGCACCACCGGCCCAAUGUUCUCUGGAAACACGUUAACACCCAGAGUCCCUCUUGGAUGCCCACCACUGUCAAUGUGCCAGCAAAUCGUGAUAUACCAAGCUGGCUGAUGUUUGAGGGUAUGAGGGGAAACACCGCCUACCUGGACAUCUCUCUGGAUGGCCUCUCUAUCCGGCGGGGUACCUGCAAUCGGAUCUGCAUGUCCCAGAUGUGUACCUUUGAUACUCUAAAUGAUCUCUGCGGCUGGAGCUGGGUCCCAACUGCCACCGGGGCCAAAUGGACCCAGAAGAAGGGAUCAUCGGGGAAGCUGGGCGUGGGGCCUAUUGAUGACUUCUCUAGCCCUGGCAGUGGCUACUACAUGCUCCUGGACCCUACUAAUGCAAGGCCAGGACAGAAAGCUGUACUUCUGAGUCCCCUGAGCCAUUCCAGCGGCUGUCUGACCCUCUCUUUCCACUACAUAAUGCGUGGCCAGUCUGAUGGCGAAGGCCUUUUCGUCUAUGCUACGUUCUUGGGCAACAUCCGGAAACAUACUCUCUUCUCAGGACACCAUGGACCCACCUGGCAGGCGGUGUCUGUCAAUUAUACAGGACAGGGACUGUUACAGUUCAUGGUGGUGGGUGUGUUUGGAGAGACGCCAGAGCCAGCAAUAGCGGUGGACGGCAUCAGCAUCGCUCCCUGUGGGGAGAAUUUUCCCCAGUGCAACUUUGAAGACAAAGCCCAUCCUUUCUGUGACUGGAACCAUGUGUUGGGAGACAUCGGACACUGGAGCUGGGGAAGUAAAAGUGUACCCACCCCCAUCUCAGGGCCCCUAAGAGAGUUCCCAUACGGAGGGGAGCAUUAUAUUUACUUCGAUUCAGUCAAGUUAUCCCAGGCAGGACAGUCUGCCAAAUUGGUGAGUCCACCCUUCUGUGCCCCUGGGGACAUCUGUGUGAUGUUUGCGUACCACAUGUAUGGCCUUGGAGAAGGAACAUCGCUCAAGCUCCUGCUGGGGAGUCCUGCGGGCAGUUCUCCCAUUUCUCUGUGGAGCCGUGUUGGGUCUCAGAGCACUGGCUGGGUAAACAGCUCUAUCACCAUCUCUAAGGGACAUCAGCAGCCCAUGCAGUUGUUUCUUGAGGCCACCCGGGGUACCAGCACUGCUUUUGUCGUUGCUGUGAAUUUCAUCUUGAUCACUCAUGGCCCAUGUCGGGGUAAGAUGAAAUUCAAGGGCCCAGCUUCCUCCCUGCCUCAAUACAAGGAAAGAACCUACUAUGAUUGUGUCUUUGAUGGCAUGAGUUUCUGCGGCAGGAUCCACAACUCUUCCUUCUCUAGUGGUGUUGAAGGAGCAACCACUGUUCCCACUGAAGAGACCACGGCCUCCACAGAAACGACCACUGUCACCACUGAACAGACCAGUGCCCCUGUUCAAGAGGCCACAGUCUUCUCAGAAAUGACUACUGUCCUGUCUGAAGACAUCACUGCCCUCAUUGGAGAGACCAUGGCCUCCACAGAAACGACUACUGUCCUAACUCAAGAGACCACUCUCUCCACAGAAGAGACCAGUGUCCCUCCUGAGGAGACCACCGCCCCUACAGAAGUGACCACUGCCCCCACAGAAGUGACUGCUGUCCCCACUGAAGAAACCACUAUUCCCACAGAAGUGACCAUAGCCUCCACAGAAGUGACCACAGUCUCCACAGAAAUAACCAGCACCACUACAGAAGUGACCACCAUCUCUCCUGAGGAGACUAGCGUUCCUCCUGGGGAGACUAGCGUUCCUCCUGGGGAGACCACCACCCUUACAGGAGUGACCACUGUGUCUCCUGAAGAGACCAGUGUCCCUCCUGAGGAGACCACCACCCUUACAGGAGUGACCACUGUGUCUCCUGAAGAGACCGGUGUCCCUCCUGAGGAGACCACCACCCUUACAGGAGUGACCACUGUGUCUCCUGAAGAGACCGGUGUCCCUUCUGAGACGACCACCACCCUUCCUGAAGGGACCAUUGUCUCCACUGAACAGUCCACUGUCUAUACAGAGCAAUCUACUGUCAUGAAUAUGUCCACAAUAUGUAACCCACCCUGUCUGAGCCCUUCACAGGUUCCAGGUGUCCCGAUGCUCGACAUGACUCCAGCUAUAGGUAUACCUACCACGGAGAGCUGCCCUCCAAAUGCCCACUUUGAGUCAUGCGCGUGCCCUGCAUCCUGUGAGAGCCCUAAGCCCAGCUGCCAGUCCCCCUGCAAUCCUGGCUGUGUCUGCAAUCCUGGAUUUUUGUUUAGUAAAAAUCAAUGCAUCAAUGAGUCUUUCUGCAAUUGCUUCUACAGCAACAAGUACUAUACGCCUGGGGAAGAAUGGUUCAGUCCCAAUUGCACAGAACGGUGCCGCUGCUUGGUUGGUAGCCGGUUGGAGUGCCAGAUCUCUCAGUGCGCGGCACACACUGUAUGCCAGCUGAAGAAUGACAAGUAUGAAUGCCAGCCCUAUGGUAGUGCCACCUGCCUGGUCUAUGGGGACCUUCAUUUUGUGACCUUUGAUGAGAGGCACAUUGGCUUCACAGGAACAUGUACCUACAUCUUGACCCAAACCUGUGACAACUCUACAGACCCAUUCUUUAGGAUAACAGCAAGUGCCCAAGAACGGGGAGUAGAAGGUGUAUCCUCCCUGGAUAAAGUUUUCAUCACCUUGCCAGAGACUACUAUUACCAUGAUCAGGGGCAGACACACACUGAUUGGGGAUCAGAGAGUCUCUCUCCCAGCAAUACCUUCUAAUAGCAUCUUUGUGGGUCUAAGUGGGCGAUUUGUGGAACUGAGGACGACAUUUGGUUUGCGUGUGAGAUGGGAUGGUGACCAGCAGCUUUUUGUGACUGUGUCCAGUGCCUAUGCAAACAAACUCUGUGGUUUCUGUGGGAACUAUGACGGGGACAGCAGCAAUGAUAACCAGAAGCCAGAUGGCACCAUGAUAAAUGAUGAGGAUGAGCUGGGGAGGAGCUGGCAGCUGGAAGAUGAAGAGGACAAUGAUCUUGCUGACUGCUUUGGUUGGGUCUCUUCCAGGUGUCAGAACGAGAACAACCCCCCAUCUUGUGACUCAGCCUUGGGGAGAACUAUGUUGGGGCCCAACUUAUGCGGCCAGCUUGUUGACCCAAGAGGAACCUUUGAGGCAUGCCUGUUCCACAUGAAGGCCUCAUCCUUCUUGGAUAACUGCUUAACGGACAUGUGUAGCUUCCAGGGGCUCCAGCAGAUGCUCUGUGUUCAUAUGUCAGCCAUGACUGCCACCUGCCAAGAAGCCGGCUAUGCCGUGAGGCCCUGGAGGAGACCCCAGUUCUGCCCCUUGGUAUGCCCUCAAAACAGCAGGUACUCCCUGUGUGCCAAGCCAUGUCCGGACACCUGCCAUCCUGGCUCUGCUCUCCAGCCCUGCCCAGAAGAGUGUGUGGAAGCCUGCGAGUGUGACCCUGGCUUUGUCCUCAGUGGUUUCGAGUGUGUCCCUCGAUCAAAGUGUGGGUGCACCAACAUUGAGGGACGCUACUUCGAGAUACAGGAGCAGUGGUUUAACCCAGACUGCAAAGAGAUCUGCACUUGUGAAGCUAACAACAAUAUCCGCUGCCAGCCCUGGUCGUGUAAGGCUCAGGAGGCCUGUAGCCAUAAGAAUGGCAUAUUAGGCUGUCAUGCCCAAGGUGCAGCCACCUGCAUUGCCUCAGGUGACCCCCACUACCUGACAUUCGAUGGAGCUUUGCAUCAUUUUAUGGGCACCUGCACUUAUGUAAUGACCCAGCCUUGCUUGUCCAAUUUUCAAGAAAAUAACUUUCUUGUGAGCGUCACCAACGAGAUCCGUAAUGGCAACUUGGAAGUCUCCAAUGUCAAAGCUGUCCAUGUGCAGGUCUUUGACCUCAAAAUCUCCCUGUUCAAAGGUCGAAGGGUCGUGCUGAACAACCAACGGGUAGCACUACCUGUGUGGCCUUUGAAAGGACGGGUGACCAUUAGGUUGAGUGGCAUCUUUGUCCUGCUCUACACAAACUUUGGGCUUCAAGUUCGAUAUGAUGGAAACCACCUGGUGGAGGUGACAGUGCCUUCCUCAUACACUGGCUCACUCUGUGGGCUGUGUGGGAACUACAACAAUAACAGUUUGGAUGACAAUCUACGUCCAGACAGAAAGCCUGCAGGCAACUCACUUCUGCUGGGAGCUUCUUGGAAAAUACUUGAAGCCUCUGAGCCUGGCUGCUUUUUAGUCGGGGGCAAGUCCUCCAGCUGUGAAGAGAACAACAUGGAUGACACCUGGAUUAAAAAAUGCGCCAUCUUGAUGAACCCUGUUGGGCCUUUCUCCAAUUGCCACGAGGCAGUGCCCCCGCAGGCCAGCUUCUCCAGCUGUGUGUACGGCCAGUGUGGGACCAAAGGAGACACCCUGGCUCUGUGCCGCUCUCUGCAGGCCUAUGCAUCCCUGUGUGCCCAAGCUGGCCAGGUGACUACCUGGCGCAACAGCACCUUCUGCCCUCUGAGGUGCCCACCCGGGAGCAGCUACAACCCAUGUGCCAACCCCUGCCCAGCCACCUGCCUCACCCUCAGCACCCCAAAAGACUGUCCAGCCCUGCCCUGUGUCGAGGGCUGUGAAUGCCAGAAAGGCCACAUCCUGAGUGGAACCACCUGUGUGCCCCUCAGACAGUGUGGCUGCAGCGACCAGGGCGGCUCCUACCACCUGUUGGGGGAGAGCUGGUACACAGAGAAGACCUGCACCACCCUCUGCACGUGCUCGGGCCACAGCAAUGUCACCUGCAGCCCCACGGCCUGUGAGGCCAACCAAGUGUGCUUGCGCCAGGAUGGGCUGCUGCGCUGUGCUGCAGAGAUGGGAGAGUGUCACGUCUCAGAGGAUUCUCAGAUCGUGAGCUUCGAUGGCCAUAGCCAUCCUAUCCAAGACAUGUGUACUUACAUCUUGGUCAAAGUGUGCCACCCCAACACGAACCUGCCUUUCUUCACGAUCAGUGCCAAGAUUGACAAGGAUACCCGCAGUAAAACCAAGACUUUCAGUGUCUAUCAGAUAUACAUUGACAUAUUCAGCUUCCGAGUAACUCUGCAAAAAAACCAUUUAGUCCUGAUCAAUGACACACAGGUCACCCUUCCUGCCAUGACCCAGAUCCCAGGAGUCAGCAUCACCACUGAAGACGUCUAUACCAUUGUUACAAUUAAGGAUGAAGUUCAAGUCAAAUUUGAGAGCAACAGUUUCUUAGAUGUCAAAAUCCCUGCAUCCUCUAAUGGAAAGGUCUGCGGUGUGUGUGGGAACUUCAAUGGUGAAGAAGAGGACGAACUCAUGACAUCUAGUGAUGAACUAGCCCAGGAUGAGCAGGAGUUCAUGGAUAGCUGGAAAGAUGAGGAGAUCGACCCAAAUUGCCAGAAAAUCGAAGAGCAGAACAUUCAAGUGGAACAGCAGGAGAUCAUGAAUGGAAAAUGCAGGCCCAACGACUUCGAGAAAGCCCAAGAAAACUGCCAAGCUGUGCUCCAGGGGCCUACCUGGGUCCAGUGUGCUUCCCGGGUACCCCUCAAGCCCUUCCUGCUGGGAUGUAUGAACAACUUCUGUGAGUUCCGAGAACUCUUCCGUGCCCUCUGUGAGGCCCUGCAGUCCUUCCAGGAUGCCUGCCAGAACCAGGGGCUCAAGCCACCCAUCUGGAGGAACAGCAGCUUCUGCCCUCUGGAAUGCCCAGCUCACAGUCACUACACCAACUGCCUUCCCUCCUGUCCACCUUCCUGCUUGGAUCCAGACAGCCGGUGUGAGGGCUCUGGCCACAAAGUCCCUGCCACUUGCAAGGAGGGCUGCAUCUGCCAACCUGGCUAUGUGCUGAAUAAUGACAAGUGUGUGCUCAAAACUCACUGUGGCUGCAAAGAUGCCCAGGGUGUCUUCGUCCCGGCAGGCAAGACUUGGAUGUCCACGGGCUGUACCCAGACAUGUGCCUGCACGAGAGGGGCCAUCAGGUGCCGGAACUUCCAAUGUCCCUCGGGGACUUACUGCAAGAACGACAAUGAUGGCAGCAGUAACUGUGUCAAAAUCACUCUGCAGUGCCCAGCGCACAGCCAGUACACCAACUGCCUUCCCUCCUGCCUGCCUUCAUGUGUGGACCCGGAAGGACACUGUGAGGGCGCCAACACCAAAGACCCCUCCACCUGCAAGGAGGGCUGUGUCUGCCAGCCUGGCUACGUGCUAAAUAAUAACAAGUGUAUGCUCAAAAUUGAGUGUGGCUGCCAAGACACCCAGGGUGUCUUCAUCCCAGCAGGCAAGAGCUGGAUCUCCAGAGGCUGUUCCAGGAGCUGUAACUGCAUGGGAGGGGUCAUUCGAUGCCAGGAAUUCCAGUGUCCCUCAGGGACUUACUGCCAGGACACUGAGGGUGACACCAGUAACUGUGCCAAAGCCAGUGAGCAGUGCCCUGCCCAUAGCCUGUACACCAACUGCCUACCUUCUUGUGUGGCUUCCUGCUUGGACCCUGAAGGCCACUGUGAUGGCACCAGCACUAAAGCCCCCUCCAUCUGCAAGGAGGGCUGUGUCUGCCGAUCUGGUUUUGUGAUGCAUAAAAAUAAGUGUAUGCUCAGAAUUCUGUGUGGCUGCAAAGAUGCCCAGGGUACUCUCAUCCCGGAAGAUAAGACCUGGAUCAACAGAGGCUGCACCCAGAUCUGUACCUGCGUGGGAGGAGUCAUCCACUGCAGGAAUUUCAAGUGCCCUCCAGGGACUUACUGCAAGGACAUCGAGGACGGCAACAGUAACUGCACCAAAAUCACUCUGCAGUGUCCAGCCCAUACCCUCUACACCAGCUGCCUUCCCUCCUGCCUGCCUUCUUGCUCGGACCCAGAUGGCCUCUGUAGGAGCAUCAGCCCUAAAGGCCCCUCCACCUGCAAGGAGGGCUGCAUCUGUGGAUCUGGCUACGUGCUGCAUAAGGACAAGUGUAUGCUCAGAAUUCGGUGUGGCUGCAAAGAUGCCCAGGGUGCUCUCAUCCCGGCAGAUAAGACCUGGAUCAACAGAGGCUGCACCCAGAGCUGUACCUGUGCGGGAGGGGCCAUCCUGUGUAGGAAAUUUCAGUGUCCCUCAGAGACUUACUGCAAGGACAUCGAAGACGGCAACAGUAACUGCACCAAAAUCACUCUCCAGUGCCCAGCCCACAGCCACUACACCAACUGCCUUCCCUCCUGUCAACCAUCCUGCUCUGACCCUGAUGGCCGCUGUUUGGGCACCAUCACCAAAGCCACCUCCACCUGCAAGGAGGGCUGCGUCUGUCAGUCUGGCUACGUGCUGCAUAAUGACAAGUGUAUACUCAGAAUUCAGUGUGGCUGCAAAGAUGCCCAGGGUGUUCUCAUCCCGGCAGAUAAGACCUGGAUCAACAGAGGCUGCACUCAGAGCUGUACCUGCAUGGGAGGGGUCAUCCAGUGCCAGAAUUUCCACUGUCCCUCAGGGACUUACUGCAAGGACACCGAGGACGGCAACAGUAACUGUGCCAAAAUCACUCUGCAGUGUCCUGCCCACAGCCGUUACACCAACUGCCUUCCCUCCUGUCAACCAUCCUGCUCGGACCCAGAAGGCAACUGUUUGGGCUCCAGUACCAAAACCCCCUCCACCUGCAAGGAGGGCUGUGUUUGUCUACCUGGCUUUGUGCUGUAUAACAACAAGUGUAUACUCAGAACUGAGUGUGGCUGCAAAGAUGCCCAGGGUGCCCUCAUCCCGGCAGAUAAGACUUGGAUCAACAGAGGCUGCACCCAGAGCUGUACCUGUGCGGGAGGGGCCAUCCUGUGUAGGAUAUUUCAGUGUCCCUCAGAGACUUACUGCAAGGACAUCAAGGACGGCAACAGUAACUGCACCAAAAUCACUCUGCAAUGUCCAGCCAACAGCCAAUUCACCAACUGCCUUCCCUCCUGUCAACCAUCCUGCUCUAAUAUGAAUGGCCACUGUGAGGACUCCAGCACCAAAGCCCCCUCCACCUGCAAGGAGGGCUGCGUCUGUCAAUCUGGCUACGUGCUGCAUAAUGACAAGUGUAUACUCAGAAAUCAGUGUGGCUGCAAAGAUGCCCAGGGUGCCCUCAUCCCGGAAGGCAAGACCUGGAUCACCAGAAAGUGUACUCAGAGCUGUAACUGCAUGGAAGGGGUCAUCCAGUGCAGGACUUUCCAGUGUCCCUCAGGGACCUCCUGCAUGAAUAGUGAUGACGACAACAGUAGCUGCAUCAAAAUCGCUCUGCAGUGCCCAGCCCACAGCCGCUAUACCAACUGCCUUCCCUCCUGUCCACCCUCGUGCUUGGACCCAGAGGGCCUCUGUGGCAGCACUAGUCCUAAAGCUCCCUCCACCUGCAAGGAGGGCUGCGUCUGUCGAUCUGGCUAUGUGCUGCAUAACGACAAGUGUAUGCUCAGAAUUCUGUGUAGCUGCAAAGAUGCCCAGGGUGCCCUCAUCCCAGCAGACAAGACCUGGAUCACCAGAGACUGUGCACAGAGCUGUACCUGUGUGGGAGGGAUCAUCCACUGCAGGAAUAUCCAGUGUCCCUCGGGGACUUACUGCAAGAACAGAGAUGAUGGCAGCAGUAACUGCACCAAAAUCAGUCUGCAAUGCCCAACCCACAGCCACUUCACGGGCUGCCUUCCCUCCUGCCUACCUUCUUGCUCCAACCACUGUGAGAUCACCAGCCCCAAAGUCCCCUCCGACUGCAAGGAGGGGUGUCUCUGCGACCAUGGCUUUGUGCUCAAUGAGGACAAGUGUAUGCCGAGAACUCAGUGUGGCUGCAAAGAUGCCAAGGGUGACUUCAUUCCGGCAGGCAAGACUUGGACCUCCCGAGGCUGCACUCAGACAUGUGCCUGCGUGGAAGGUGAUAUCCAGUGUCAGAAUUUCCAGUGUCCCUCGGGGACUCACUGCAAGGACAACAGUGAUGACAGUAGUACUUGCACCAAAAUCACUCUGCAGUGUCCAGCCCACACCCUCUACACCAGCUGCCUUCCCUCCUGUCUACCUUCCUGCUCGGACCCCGAGGCCCUCUGCAAAGACACCAAAUCUAAAGUCCCCUCCACCUGCAAGGAGGGCUGUGUCUGCCAACCUGGCUACGUGCUAAAUAACAACAAGUGUAUUCUUAGAGUUCAGUGUGGCUGCAAAGACUCCCAGGGUGCUCUCAUCCCGGCAGGCAAGACCUGGAUCUCCACGGGCUGUGCCCAGAGCUGUGCCUGCAUGGAAGGGACUGUUCAGUGCCAGAAUUUUCAGUGUCCCUCAGGGACUUACUGCAAGAACAAUAACGAAGGCAGCAGUGAUUGUGCUAAAAUAACUCUGAAGUGCCCGGCCCAUAGCCUGUUCACCAACUGCCUUCCCUCCUGUCUACCUUCCUGCUUGGACCCAGAAGGGCUCUGUAAGGGAACCAGUCCCAACGGCCCCUCCACUUGCAAGGAGGGCUGUGUCUGUCAACCUGGCCAUGUGUGGCAUAAUGACACAUGUAUACUCAGAAUUCAGUGUGGCUGCAAAGAUGCCCAGGGUGCUCUCAUCCCGGAAGGCAAGACCUGGGUCUCCAGAGGCUGCACCCAGAGCUGUACCUGUACAGGCAGGACCAUCCAGUGCCUGAGUUUCCAGUGUCCUUCAGGGACUUACUGCAAGAAGAGCAAUGAUGGCAGCAGUAACUGUGCUAAAAUCCCCCUACAGUGUCCAUCCAACAGCCAGUUCACCGACUGCCUUCCCCCAUGCCCACCCUCUUGCUUGGAUCCAGAGGGGCACUGUGAAGGCUCUGGCCCCAAAGGCCCCUCCACCUGCAAGGAAGGCUGCCUCUGCCACCCUGGAUUUGUGCUCAAUAAGGACAAGUGUUUGCCCAAAAUUCAGUGUGACUGCAAAGGUCCCCAGGGUGCUCUCAUCCCGGCAGGCAAGACCUGGACUCCCAAAGGCUGUACCCAGAGCUGUACCUGCAUGGGAGGGACUGUUGAGUGCCGGAGUUUCCAGUGUCCCUCGGGGACCUACUGCAAGGACAGCAAUGAUGGCAGCAGUGAUUGUGCUGAAAUACCUCUGCAGUGCCCGGCCCACAGCCACUACACCAACUGCCUUCCCUCCUGUCAACCUUCCUGCUCUGACCCUGAUGGCCGCUGUGAGGGCACCAGGCCUCAAGUCCCUUCUACCUGCAAGGAGGGCUGCUCGUGUCAACCUGGCUAUGUGCUGGCUAAUGGCACAUGUGUGCUCAAAAUUGAGUGUGGCUGCAAAGAUGACCGAGGCACUUUCAUUCCGGUAGGCAAGACCUGGAUUGCUACAGGCUGCACCCAGAGCUGUACCUGUGUGGAAGGGGCCAUCCAGUGCCAGAAUUUCCAGUGUCCCCAAGGGACCUACUGCAAGGGCAGCAAUGAUGGCAGCAGUAACUGUGCUGAAAUACCUCUGCAGUGCCCAGAUCACAGCCACUUCUCCAGCUGCCUUCCCUCCUGCCCACCUUCCUGUUUCAACCUGGAUGGCCACUGUGAGCAUACCAGUCCCAAAGUCCCCUCCACCUGCAAGGAGGGCUGCCUCUGCCAACCUGGCUACUUCCUGAAUAAUGGCAAGUGUGUGCUCCAAAUUCACUGUGACUGCAAAGAUGCCCAGGGUGGCCUCAUUCCGGCAGGCAAGACCUGGACCUCCAAGGGGUGCACCCAGAGCUGUACCUGCGCAGGAGGAGCUGUCCAAUGCCAGAGUUUCCAGUGUCCCUCGGGGACUUACUGCAAAGACAGUAGUGAUGGCAAUAGUAGCUGCGCCAAGAUCACUAUGCAGUGCCCCGCCCACAGCCAUUUCACCAGCUGCCUUCCCUCCUGUCCACCUUCCUGUUCAAUUCUGGAUGGCCACUGUGAGGAAUCCAGCUCCAAAGUCCCUGCAACCUGUAAGGAAGGCUGUAUCUGUCAACCUGGCUACUUGUUGAACAAUGACAAGUGUGUGCUCCGAAUUCAGUGUGGCUGCAAAGAUGUCCACGGUGGCCUCAUUCCGGCAGGUAAGACCUGGAUCAACAGAGGCUGCACAGAGACCUGUAACUGCAUGGGAGGGACUGUCCAGUGCAGGAAUUUCCAGUGUCCAUCAGAGACUUACUGCAAGGACAACAAUGAUGGCAGCAGUAACUGUGCCAAAAUCACUCUGCAAUGUCCAGCCCACAGCCGCUACACAAGCUGCCUUCCCCCAUGUCUACCUUCCUGUACUGAUCUGGAUGGUCUCUGUGGGGGCACCAGCCCCAAAGUCCCCUCCACCUGCAAGGAGGGCUGUCUCUGUCAACCUGGCUACUUCCUGAAUAAUGGCAAGUGUGUGCUCCAAAUUCACUGUGGCUGCAAAGAUGCCCAGGGUGGCCUCAUUCCGGCAGGCAAGACCUGGACCUCCAGGGACUGCGCCAAGAGCUGUACCUGCAUGGGAGGUGCUGUCCAAUGUCACAACUUCAGCUGCCCCCCAGGGACUCAGUGCCAGGAUGGCCGGGAUGGCAACAGUAUCUGCGCCAAAAUCAGUGUGCAGUGCCCGGCCCACAGCCGCUACACCAACUGCCUUCCUUCCUGUCCACCUUCCUGCUCGGACCCAGAGGGCCUCUGUGGGGGCACCAGGCCAAAAGCCCCCUCUACCUGCAAGGAGGGCUGUGUCUGUCGAUCUGGCUAUGUGCUGCAUAACGACAAGUGUAUGCUCAGAAUUCUGUGUAGCUGCAAAGAUGCUCAGGGUGCCCUCAUCCCGGUAAAUAAGAACUGGCUCUCCAGAGGCUGCACCCAGAACUGUACCUGCAUAGCAGGGAACAUUCGUUGCCAGAAUUUCCAGUGUCCCUCCGGGACUCGCUGCAAGGACAAUGUUGAUGGCAAUAGUAACUGUGCCAAAGGUACUCUGGAUUGCCCAGACCACAGCUACCACACCAACUGCCUUCCCUCCUGCAUCCCAUCCUGCUCCAACCUGAAUGAGCACUGUGAGGUCUCAGGUCUCAGAGUCCCCUCUACCUGCAAGGAGGGCUGCCUCUGUCAGCCUGGCUUUGUGCUCAGUAAGGACAAGUGUGUGCCCAAAACUGAAUGUGGCUGCAAAGACAUCCAGGGUGCCCUCAUUCCGGCAGGCAAGACCUGGCUUGUCACAGGCUGUUCCCAGAGAUGUGUCUGCAUGGGAGGACUUGUUCAGUGCCAUGACUUCAAGUGCCCCACAGGGACUCAGUGCCAGGACAUCGAGGACGGCAGCAGUGAUUGUACUGAAAACGCUCUCCAAUGCCCGGCCCACAGCCAAUUCACCAACUGCCUUCCCUCCUGUUUACCUUCCUGUUUGGAUCCUGAUGGGCACUGUAAGGGCACCAGCCCCAAAGUCCCAGCCGUCUGCAAGGCAGGCUGCCUCUGCCAACCUGGCUAUGUGCUGAAUAAAGACAAAUGUAUCCUCAGAAUCCAGUGUGGCUGCAAAGAUGCCCAGGGUGCUCCCAUUCCGGAAGGCAAGACUUGGCUCUCCAGUGGAUGUACCCAGAGCUGUACCUGCAAGGAAGGGGCUGUUCAGUGUCAGGGCUUCAAAUGCCCGACAGGGUCCCGUUGCCAGCUCAGCGAAAAUGGCAGCAGUAACUGUGCCACCAGUGCUCUGAAAUGCCCGGCCCACAGCCUCUACACCAGCUGCCUUCCGUCCUGUCUACCUUCCUGCUUGGACCCCGAGGGCCUCUGCCAGGGCUCCAGCCCGAAAGGCCCCUCCACCUGCAAGGAGGGCUGUGUCUGCAGAGCUGGCUACGUGCUGCAUAACGACAAGUGUACACUUAGAAUUCACUGUGCCUGCAAAAUCUCCAAGGGUAACCUCAUCCAGACUGGCCAGACAUGGAUCUCCUCUGACUGUACCCAGAUUUGUGAAUGCAAGGGAGGGCUCUUUCAGUGCCACAAUUUCCAGUGCCCCUCGGGAACCCAGUGCAAAGUAUAUGAAGAUGGAAGCAGUAACUGUGUCUCCAAGAAGCUGCAGUGCCCAGCCAAUAGCCUCUACACCAACUGCCUUCCCUCCUGUUUACCUUCCUGCUCCAACCCGAAUGGCCUCUGUGAGAGUGUGGGCAACAAAGCCCCCUCCACCUGCAAGGAGGGCUGCGUCUGUCGACCGGGCUUCCUGAUCAAUAAGGACAAGUGUGUGCCCAAAGACCAAUGUGGCUGCAAAGAUGCCAAGGGUGACUUGAUCCCGGCAGGCAAGACCUGGAUCUCCAGUGGCUGCACCCAGAGCUGUGCCUGUGUGGAUGGUGGUGUUCAGUGCCGGAACUUCGUCUGCCCCACGGGGUCCCACUGCCAGCACACUGAAGAUGGCAGCAGUAACUGUGCAGCCAACAAAUUGGAAAAAUGUACCGUCUUUGGGGACCCCUAUUACCAUACUUUUGAUGGCUUCACCUACCGAUUCCUGGGCCGGAUGAACUACUAUCUCAUUAAGACAGUGGACAAGCUCCCAGAGGGGGUCGAGCAGCUGGUCACGGAGGGGCGCAACAAGAUAUCCUCCAAAGGAAGUCCAACCUUGCAUGAAAUGACCGUCAUCGUCUAUGGUUAUAAAAUCCAGCUCCAAGAAGGGCUGGUGGUUUUGGUCAACAAUCAAAAGGUGGCAAUCCCCUACAAUCCAAAUGACCAUCUGCAGAUCAUGUUGCGGUCACAACGCCUGAUUCUCAUCACUGACUUUGAAAUGGUGGUGGACUUCGAUGGAAAGCACAGUGCAGUGAUCUCCUUGCCUACCAUGUACCGUGGGCUGAUACGGGGUCUGUGUGGAAACUAUGACAAGAACCAAGCCAAUGAUUUCAUGUUGCCCAAUGGAAUGCUUACCUCAAACCUCAAUAUCUUUGGCAGCAGUUGGGAGGUGAAGGUGGUAAAUGUCCUCUUCCGAUCACCAAGGGCCCUGCCAGAAGACGAUGGAGGAGAGGAAGAACCCGAGCUUCUACUGUCAGAGUGCAGCCCGGAGCAGACAGCACUCAUCAGCAGCACCCAGGCCUGUAGGGUGCUGGUGGACCCCCAGGGCCCCUUUGCUGCCUGUCACCAGAUCAUAGCCCCAGAGCCCUUCGAGCAGCACUGUAUGUCUGAUAUGUGCACUGGUUGGAAAACCAAAGAAGAAGAGGAACUUCGAUGCCGGGUCCUCAGUGGAUAUGCCAUCAUUUGCCAGGAGGCAGGUGCCAACAUGACUGGCUGGCGGGACCAGACACACUGUGCCAUGACAUGCCCUGCCAAUACUGUGUACCAGCACUGUAUGACACCCUGCCCAGCAUCCUGUGCCAAAUUUGUGACCCCCAAGGUCUGUGAUGGCCCCUGUGUGGAAGGCUGUGCCAGCAUCCCAGGCUACAUCUACAGUGACACCCAGAGCCUCCCAGUGACCCACUGCGGGUGCACCACCAAUGGCAUCUAUUACAAGCUGGGUGACAGCUUUGUAACUGACGACUGCUCCCAGCACUGUACCUGUGCAAGUCAGGGGACCCUGCUGUGUGAGCCCUAUGGCUGCAGAGCUGGAGAGUCCUGCACCGUGGCCAACUUUACUCGAGGCUGCUUCCGGGAUAGCCCGUGUCUACAGAACCCCUGUCACAAUGAUGGCCGCUGUCAGGAGCAGGGAGCCACCUUCAUCUGCCACUGUGACCUUGGUUAUGGAGGAGAAUUCUGCACAGAACCUCGGGAUAUCCCAUCUAGAAAAAAGCUAGAAUCAUCCAGCUUAGUGGCCAUCCUGCCAGGGGUGCUUGUGAUGGUGUUAGUCCCUGUCUUACUGCCCAGAGUGUAUGUUUACAUGACGACGAGAACUGCCAUGGCGAGGAGGAGGGGGGAGAAACUGUUGAGACAAAGUAGACCCAGGCUGGAAGACACAGGUGAGAACCAGCCCUGGGGGCGUGCAAGUCCUGGCCAAGAGGUGAGUCCUCCUCCAACGUGGGUUUCUUUGCUCUCUCCUCAGAUGUUCCAGAGCCUUCCUUCAAAGCCACUGAGUUCUGACUUGUCCUCAAACAGACAGAUAAAAAUAAUUUAUUUUUUUAAAUACUCUUUCUUUUACAUUUGUUACUGUGUGGUUGUGUGUUGUCCCACCCCCACCAUUUUACAGCGCCCACCACUGCACUGCGUCAGGCCAUGGGAGGAAGACUCAGGUCAUCAUCCGUGCAACCAGCACAUCGCCAACUGA